Andrographis paniculata is the source of this 11368-nucleotide messenger RNA. Its product is annotated as E3 ubiquitin-protein ligase UPL2-like. Gene Ontology annotation, biological process: protein polyubiquitination; proteasome-mediated ubiquitin-dependent protein catabolic process; positive regulation of protein catabolic process. The coding region runs from base 285 to 11213 and encodes 3642 amino acids. The transcript is spliced from 17 exons. Gene Ontology annotation, molecular function: ubiquitin-protein transferase activity; protein binding. NCBI's taxonomy places the organism in Eukaryota, Viridiplantae, Streptophyta, Magnoliopsida, Lamiales, Acanthaceae. The record is from RefSeq and is a predicted model, not a curated record.
AUUCAAAAGGGGCGUUCAGUGUGUGUAUAUAUAUAUCUAUGCAGGAACCCUUCCUUGCUUCUUCUCCAGGGUUACAUCACCACCAUAGCCUCCACCUUCACCUCCACCUCCGCCCCACCAAACCCACCCCUCAUCUCUCUCCUUCUCGGGUUUUCCCCUCUGCGUCUAUCUAUUUCCGCCAUACGUAGUUUUACACACUUCUAUUCUGUACAGUGCAAACCCUUUGGAUGUGCAAUCGCCCGCUGAGGUUUGGAUGGUCAAUAAGCUAGCGGGCGGUGGCAAAAAUGGCGAGUAUAAGAUCGAGCUUGCCUUCAAGGCUUCGGCAACUCCUUUCGAGUGAAGGAGCAAUCGGCCCAUCGAUUAAACUUGACCCUGAACCACCUGCAAAUAUAAAGGAGUUUGUGGACAAGGUGAUUCAAUGCCCACUACAGGAUAUAGCAAUCCCGCUUUCUGGUUUUUGCUGGGAAUAUGGCAAGGGAAAUUUCCUCCACUGGAGGCUUCUAUUUCUACAUUUUGACACAUAUUUCAAGACAUAUAUAUCUUGUAGAAAUGAUCUCCUUCUAUCAGAUGAAGUAUUAGGAGAUGUCACGCCAUUUCCAACAGAAGCAGUUUUACAAAUUCUGAGGGUUAUGCGAAUCAUUCUAGAAAAUUGCCACAACAAGAGUUCUUUUAGUGGUAUAGAGCAUUUCAAGCUGUUGCUUGCUUCAACAAUUCCUGAAAUUCUGAUAGCAGCUUUAGAGGUCCUUUCUGCACUUGUGAAAAUAACCCCAUCAAAACUGCAUGCUAGUGGAAAGAUGGUUGGGUGUGGGUCAGUGAACACCUGCCUUCUAUCCCUUGCUCAAGGCUGGGGGAGCAAAGAAGAAGGUUUGGGCUUGUAUUCGUGCAUUACCCUACAUGAGAGGAACCAGGAGGAUGGAUUAUGCCUGUUCCCAUCAGAGAAAAAUAAUCAGAACAACUUGCAAUAUAAGCUGGGUUCAUCACUUUAUUUUGAGUUGCACAGCACAUCCACAAUCAUGGACGGUAGUGAUGGCUCAAUUUCCUCUGGUACAAGUAUGAUUCACCUCCCGGAUACGCAAUUACGCACAGAAGAUGAACUGUCACUUAUGAAGUCUUGUAUUCAACAAUACAAUGUGCCUCCAGAGCUUAGGUUUCCCUUGUUAACCAGAAUCAGAUACGCCCGUGCAUUGCAUUACUCCAGACUGUGCAGGCUCUACAGCAAGAUUUGUCUUCUUGCUUUUGUUGUGCUUGUGCAGUCUAGUGAUUCUCACGAUGAACUCGUUUCUUUUUUUGCGAAUGAGCCAGAAUAUACAAAUGAACUGAUUAGAAUAGUAAGGUCUGAGGAAAACAUUUCUGGAAUCAUAAGAACAGCUGCAAUGACUGCUUUGGGUGCACAAUUAGCUGCAUAUUCUGCAUCUCAUGAGAGGGCACGAAUACUGAGUGGAUCGAGCAUCAGUUUUGCUGGUGGGAAUCGUAUGAUUCUUCUUAAUGUUUUGCAAAGAGCAAUAUUGUCAUUGAAGACUUCAGCUGAUUUGUCAGCGUUCGCUUUUGUUGAAGCACUUCUGCAAUUUUACUUGCUACAUGUUGUAUCUUCUUCAAGUACCGGAAGUGUUGUUCGGGGAUCUGGGAUGGUACCGACCUUUUUACCCCUUUUAGAGGAUUCAGAUCCAACUCACUUGCAUCUUGUCUGUUUGGCUGUGAAAACUUUACAGAAGCUCAUGGACUACAGUAAUACAGCUGUUACUCUUUUCAGAGAUUUAGGUGGGGUAGAACAUUUGGUCAACAGAUUGCAGAUUGAAGUACAUAGAGUGAUUGAAUCUGAAGGGAAGGAUAGCUCUAUGGUCAUUGGUGAAAGCUCGAUAAACGGUAAUGAUCAGUUCUAUGCCCAAAAGAGAUUGGUUAGGGCUCUGUUGAAGGCGCUUGGUUCUGCGACAUAUGGUGCAGUAAAUCCGGGAAGAACACAAAAUUCUUAUGAUGUUUCUUUGUCUCCCAUUUUGGCAAUGAUUUUCAGUAGCAAAGAAAAGUUUGGAGGUGAGAUUUACUCCUCUGCUGUGUCUCUCAUGAGUGAAAUGAUUCACAAAGACCCAACAUGUUUUAGUGUUUUGUUCGAUUUGGGUCUUCCUAGCGAAUUUCUGUCCUCAGUUGUGGCUGGUAUACUUCCUUCUUCGAAAGCUAUUACAUGUAUUCCAAAUGGUCUUGGGGCUAUUUGUCUCAAUUCAAAGGGCCUGGAGUCUGUGAGAGAAACUUCUGCUUUACGCUUCCUUGUUGACAUUUUUACUGACAGGAAGUAUGUAAUGGCAAUGAAUGAAGGCAUUGUUCCUUUGGCAAAUGCUGUGGAAGAGUUAUUGCGGCAUGUAUCUUCAUUGAGGAGCAGCGGCGUUGAUCUGAUAAUUGAAAUUAUAAACAAGACAGCAUUGCUUGGGGAGACCGAAUUCAAUGCACCAUUGGGAAAAUCUGAUGGAAAUGAUGCAAUGGAUAUGGAUUCCGCAGAAUCUGCAGAUAAGGAAAAUGCAGGCGGUUGCUCGCAAGGUGCUAUGCCAGAUUUGUCAUCUCCAGUCAUCAGUGAUGAGCAAUGCAUGCAGCUUUGCAUUUUCCAUGUGAUGGUACUUGUUCAUAGGACAAUGGAAAAUUCUGAAACUUGUCGUUUGUUUGUGGAGAAGUCUGGUAUUGAAGCUCUAGUAAAGCUUCUUUUACGCCCAAGUAUUACUCAAUCAUCUGAGGGAAUGUCCAUAGCAUUGCAUAGCACGAUGGUAUUCAAGUGUUUUACACAACAUCAUUCUACUCCUCUAGCUCGGGCUAUAUGUUCUUCACUACGGCAUCAUUUGGAAGAAACCUUGACUAGGAUCAGUGCUGUAUCUGUAUCCUGUCUUCUGGACCCUAGGGUUGGUCCAGAUCCUACCAUAUUUUCUUCCCUCUCCCUUGUUGAGUUUCUAUUAUUCCUUGCCGCUUCAAAAGAUAGUCGAUGGGUAACAUCGCUGCUUGCUGAAUUUGGCAAUGGCAGUAAAGAUGUUUUGGAAGAUAUUGGCCAGAUUCAUCGUGAAGCUCUUUGGCAAAUUGCAUUGCUCGAAGAAACUAAGGCUGAAAUCAAGGACGAAUCCUCAGUUAAUCAUAAUGCUUCACGCCAUUCUGAUUUGAGCUUGAAUGAUUCUGAAGACCCCAGAUUAAACUCUGUCAGGCAGUUUCUUGAUCCCUUACUUCGAAGACGAACAUCUGGGUGGAGUUUUGAGUCCCAGUUUUUUGACCUUAUAAAUUUGUACCGUGAUCUUACUCGAUCAUCAAGUCUCCAUCAGCGACAGAUUGUUGAUCCUUCCUCCGAUUUACAGUUGGAAGGCAAUCGGGAAACUCAUCAGCCUGGUUCUUCUGACUUGACUGAAUCCAGUACCAGGAGGGAUGAAUCCAAUCAGAGAUCGUACCGACAAUCUUGUUGUGAUAUGCUCAGAUCAUUAAUUAUUCAUAUCACCCAUUUGUUUCAAGAGCUGGGAAAGGCGAUGGUGUCUCCAUCUCGUCGACGGGAUGAUUUGUUAAAUGUUUCUCCUUCUUCAAAGUCAGUGGCUUCUACCUUUGCCUCUAUAGCCAUGGAUCACAUGAAUUUUGCAGGACAGUUAAAUACUUCUGCAUCUGAGGCCUCUGUUUCAUCUAAAUCUCGAUAUUUUGGCAAGGUUAUAGAGUUCAUUGAUGAAAUUCUUCUGGAGAAACCUGACUCGUGCAAUCCAAUUAUCUUGAAUUGUUUGUAUGGACGAGGUGUUAUUCAGACAGUCUUGACUACAUUUGAGGCUACCAUUCUUUUGCCUUUUUCCAUCAGUAGAACUCCUGCUUCACCUAUGGAGACCGAUGAGGGGAGGCAAAAUGAGGCAGAAGAAACUGACCACUUGUGGAUUUAUGGACCCUCGGCCAGCUAUGGUAAAUUUAUGGACCACUUGGUGACCUCAUCCUUCAUUUUAUCUCCGUUCAACAAGCAUUUACUGGCUCAGCCUCUAGUAAAUAGCGAUGUUCCAUUUCCUCGGGAUGCAGAAACAUUUGUGAAAGUCCUUCAAUCCAUGGUACUGAAGGCAGUGCUUCCUGUCUGGUCUCACCCGCGGUUCCCUGAAUGUAGCUAUGAGUUCAUUACGACUGUGGUUAACAUUUUUAGGCACAUUUUCUCUGGGGUGGAAGUGAAAACUGUUAGCAGCAAUGUGGGUCGUUUAGCUGGUCCACCACCAAAUGAAUCAGCUAUUUCAACAAUUGUGGAGAUGGGAUUUUCCAGGUCUCGAGCAGAAGAAGCUUUGAGACAGGUUGGUUCAAACAGUGUGGAGCUUGCAAUGGAAUGGUUGUUUUCACAUUCAGAAGAGACUCAAGAAGAUGAUGAACUUGCUCGUGCACUUGCAAUGUCUCUUGGGAACUCUGGAUCAGAUGCAAAGGAAGAUGUUACAACUAAAGCUAAUCAGGCCAUUGAAGAGGAAUUGGUGCAACUACCUCCAAUUGACGAGCUUUUGUCAACAUGUAGGAGACUGUUGCAAACGAAAGAUACAUUAGCUUUCCCUGUUAGGGAUCUUCUUGUGUUGGUUUGCUCCCAAAAUGAAGGCAAGGAAAGACCAAGAGUAAUUUCAUUUAUUAUUGAACAAUUGAAGCUUUGUGGAAACAUAUCCGACAGUGGGAACCAGAAAUUACUCUCUUCCUUUUUCCAUGUUCUUGCUCUUGUACUUAAUGAAGAUGUAGCAACACGAGAAUUAGCUUCUAAAAGUGGUUUUGUUAAAGUUGCAUCAGACCUUAUUCUAUGUUGGAGCUGCUCAGAUGAUCAGGAAUCACCUCAAGUACCAAAAUGGGUGACUUCUGCUUUUAUUGCUAUUGAUCGGCUUGCUCAAGUUGAUACAAAGUUAAAUGCUGAUAUUCUAGAGCAUCUAAAGAAGAAGGAUACGGGCAGCCAACCACCUGUCGUUAUUGAUGAAGACAAGCUUAACACAAUGCAGAUGCCUUUCGGGGCACCAUCCAAGUAUUUGGAUUUAGAGGAGCAAAAGAGACUUAUUGAAAUAGCUUGCAGUUGCAUAAGAAAGCAAUUGCCUUCUGAAACAACACAUGCUGUUUUGCAACUCUGUUCUACUCUCACUAGAACUCAUGCAGUUGCUGUAACUUUUCUGGAGUCUGAUGGUCUGCGUUUGCUUCUUUCCUUGCCGGCAAGUAGCUUGUUUGUUGGCUUUGACAAUGUUGCGGCUGCUAUAAUACGCCAUAUCCUAGAAGAUUCUCAGACCCUACAGCAAGCAAUGGAAUCUGAGAUAAGGCACAGUUUUGCUACUGCUGCUAACAGGCAAUCUAGUGGAAGGCUUACACCUCGGAAUUUUCUGACAAGUUUGAUUUCAGUUGUUCAGCGCAAUCCUGUGACCUUUAUGCAAGCUGCCAAGUCUGUGUGCCAAAUUGAGAUGGUGGGUGAGCGACCAUACAUUGUACUAACAAAGGAUCGUGACAAAGAUAAAAGCAAAGAGAAAGAAAAGGAGAAAGAUAAAGCAGAGGAGAAGGAGAAGCAAACAUCUAAUGAUGUGAAGGUAUCCACUGGCGGUACAAUUUCAGCUCCCCUUGGCUCUGGGCAUGGGAAGAUUCCUGAUGCAAAUUCCAAAAUUUCAAAGACACACAGAAAACCUCCUCAGAGUUUUGUAAAUGUAAUUGAUCAUCUACUGGACUCAAUAAUAUCAUUCGUACCUCCACCUUUGGAAGAUGAGUCUGUUGUCAAGGUUGGCUCUUCCUCAGACAUGGAAGUCGAUGCUUCUGCGAACAAGGGUAAAGGAAAGGCUGUUGCUUCUCCAUCUGACUCGAGUGAAGUAAACAACCAAGAAUCCUUUGUUUCUAUGGCGAAGGUGGUGUUUAUUUUGAAGCUCUUGACGGAGAUCCUCUUGAUGUAUGCUUCAUCCGUUCAUAUUCUUGUGCGGAAAGAUGCUGAAAUUUGCAGUUACAGAGGAAUUCCUCAACGUGGUGGUGUACCUUACUGUACUGGUGGUAUCUUCCACCAGAUUCUUUACCAAUUUCUUCCAUAUUCAAAGAGUUUCAGGAAGGAGAAGAAAUCAGAAGUGGAUUGGCACCAAAAACUGGCUAGUAAAGCUGGUCAGUUUCUAGUGGCAUCUUGUGUACGCUCAAAUGAGGCAAGGAAAAGGAUCUUCACCGAGAUCAGUAUUGUACUCAAUGAUUUUGUUAAAUCUGUUAGGGGUUUUAGGGCACCAAAACCGGAGAUCCAGGCUCUUGUCGACUUGCUAAAUGAUGUUUUGGCUGCUCGCACACCAACGGGAUCUUACAUCUCCGCAGAAGCUUCUGUCACUUUUAUAGAGGCUGGUCUUGUGCAGUCACUCACGCGAACACUUCAUGUGUUAGACCUGGACCAUACAGAUUCGUCAAAGGCUGUGACUGGAAUUGUGAAGGUUUUGGAGUCAGUCACCAAGGAGCACAUUCAUGCUUUUGAGUCUGUCAAUGGAAAACUAGAGCGAAUGCUAAAACCUACAGAUCCUAGUGGGCCCAGGGAAGGAAAUACUGGUAGAUCACAGACUGUUGAUGCCACAACUAAUGGUAAUGACAACUUACUACCAAGUGACCAGAUUGAUUCAUUUCGCACUGUCCAGAACUAUGGUGGUUCUGAGGCCGUUACUGAGGAUAUGGAGCAUGAUCAGGACAUUGAUGGGGGCUUUGUGGCUGCUGAAGAUGAUUUCAUGCAGGAAAAUGCUCAAGACACGCAAAAUCAAGAAAACGGCCUUGAUUCUGUGGGCAUAAGAUUUGAAAUUGGUCCUGCCACCCAAGGGAGCCUUGAUGAAGAGGAAGAUGAAGAUGGAGAUGCAGAUGAAAUGUCUGGUGAUGAAGUUGAUGAAGAUGAAGAUGAUGAGGCUGAUGAUGAGCACAAUGAUAUUGAUGAAGAUGAAGCUCAUCAUCUGCCCCACACAGAUACAGAUCAAGAUGAUCAUGACAUUGAUGAAGAUGAGUUUGAUGAGGAGGUUAUGGAAGAGGAUGAAGAUGAAGAGGAUGAUGGGGAUGGUGUUAUUCUCCAACUUGGAGAUGGAAUGAAUGGGGUAAAUGUUUUUGACCAUAUAGAGGUUUUUGGCAGAGAUAGCAUCUCCAGUGAAGCUUUUCAUGUUAUGCCAGUUGAAAUUUUUGGCUCCAGACGCCAGGGUCGAACUACAUCAAUAUAUAAUCUAUUGGGAAGAAAUGGUGAUAACACUGCACCUUCUCAGCAUCCACUCCUGGUGGAACCAUCUUCAUGCAAUAGUGGGCCUCCAAGACAAUCAGGAAAUGAUCGUGGUACUUCGAAUAGGAACCCUGAGGGAUCCUUGUCACGGUUGGAUUCAGUUUUUCGAUCACUCCGAAAUGGGCGUCAAGGACACCGAUUAAAUUUGUUGGCUAAUGAAAGUCAACUCAGUGGUGGAUCAAACUCUUCUGUUAUUCCUCAAGGUUUAGAGGAUUUACUUGUUUCCAGCUUAAGACGGCCUUCGUCUGAGAAACCCUCGGACACUUCUGCAGCAGUUGAAUCUCAAAUAAAAAAUGAAAUCACUCCAUCCCCUCAGUUCACUGAGACGCAGGCUGAAAAUCAGAGCAGUGCUGGAGAUGGUAUUGUGCCUCCUCCAUCUAUAACGACAUUGGAUAGUUCUCAAACUGCUGAAAGGCCAAUUAUUGCUAAUAAUUCUUUUCUGGGAACAGAAACAUCAAGUAGGCCACCUCAGUCUGCUGAAACUCAGUAUGAUCAAAAUGAUGUAUUGCGUGAUGUUGAAGCUGUGAGUCAAGAAAGUGGUGGAAGUGGGGCAACCUUAGGUGAGAGCUUACGGAGUUUAGAUGUUGAAAUUGGAAGUGCUGAUGGGCAUGAUGAUGGUGGUGACACCAGAAUGAGGAGAGUUAAUCCAUUAUUUGGCAACAGUUCAUCUUUAAGUGGGAGAGAUGCAUCACUCCACAGUGUAACUGAAGUUACAGAAGAUCCAAUCCGAGAAGCAGAUCAAAGUGUCCCUCCUGAGGAAGAACAACACAAUCAUGAUGCGGAAUCUAUUGAUCCUGCUUUUCUAGAUGCACUUCCCGAGGAGUUGCGGGCUGAGGUUCUUUCUGCUCAACCAAGUGAAGCUCCACAGUCCCAAAAUCCUGAGCCACAAAAUAAUGGCGAUAUAGAUCCUGAAUUUCUUGCAGCGCUUCCUCCUGACAUUCGUGAAGAAGUUCUGGCACAACAGAGGGCGCAAAGGAUGCAUCAAUCCCAAGAGUUGGAAGGUCAACCAGUUGAGAUGGACACUGUCUCAAUAAUUGCAACAUUUCCUUCAGAAUUAAGAGAAGAGGUUCUUCUUACUUCCUCUGAUGCUAUACUUGCAAAUUUGACACCUGCUCUUGUUGCUGAAGCAAACAUGUUGCGUGAAAGGUUUGCACGCAGGUAUAACCAAAGUUUGUUUGGUAUAUAUCCCCGAACCCGGAGGGGAGACUCUUCCAGAAGGGGAGGUGAUGGCUUGGACAGGGUUGGCAAUGCCCUUUCACGUCGAUCUCUCGGUAUUAAGCCAGUUGAGGCAGAGGGCUUGCCUUUAGUUGACACAGAAGGUUUGAGAGCAUUAAUCCGGUUGCUUCGUGUAGUGCAGCCACUUUACAAGAAUGAAUACAGACUUCUGUUAAACCUCUGUGCUCAUGCUGAAACCAGAGUUGAUUUGUUGAAAAUAUUGAUGGACUUGUUGAUGUGGGAUGUAAAAAGGUCUCCCAGCAGGGUGAAUGCUUCAGAGCCCCCCUAUAGGCUUUAUGCUUGCCAAAGUCAUGUGAUGUAUUCUCGACCUCAAUGUGUUGAUGGCGUCCCACCUUUGGUGUCCCGGAGAGCUCUUGAGACUCUCACCUACUUGGCCCGCAACCAUCCUUUGGUUGCAAAAUUACUUCUUGAGUUCAGAUUGUCACAAUUUAGCCUUAAGGAGUCAUCGGAUUCUGAUGGCAAAAGAGGAAAAGCUGUUAUGGUUCAUGAUGACAGCAUGUUAGAGAAGUCCGAAUGCCCAGAAGGGCAGGCAUCUGUCACCUUGCUGCUAAGCCUCUUGAAUCAGUCACUGUAUCUGAGAAGCAUAGCUCAUCUAGAGCAGCUCUUAAGUUUAUUGGAUGUCAUUAUUGAUAAUGCUGUGAAGAAAUCAAAUUCAUCUGAUGACCAAGUGGCAUCUGCCUCCCAGCAACCUAAUCCUCAGGUUUCUACAUCAGGUUCUGAGAUGAAUAUAGUUUCUACCUCAGCUUCUGGUGAGGGUACUUCUACCACAUCAGGAUCAUUUUCAGAUGCAGAAAGACUAGAAAGUGCCCAAGUUAUUUUGAACAAUUUGCCAAAACCAGAACUUCAACUUCUAUGCUCACUUCUUGCACGUGAAGGAUUAUCAGAUAACGCAUAUACUCUUGCCGCAGAGGUGUUAAGAAAAUUGGUGACUAUAGCACCCAAUCAUUGUCAUCUCUUUAUCACAGAGCUUUCUGGUUCAGUUAGGAAGCUAACUAUGUCUGCAGCUGAAGAAUUGUCCGUAUUUGGGGAUAUGGAGAAAGCAGUCCUUAGUACUGCUACUCAUGGAGCCCAAGUUUUACGGGUCCUACAAGCUUUGAGCUCAUUAGUUUUUAUAAUUCUUGACAAGGACAAAAAACAUAAUAUUCUCCCUGAAGUUGACCAUUCUGAAGCUAUAUCUCUUGUUUGGGAUAUCAAUGCAGCACUUGAGCCCCUGUGGCAGGAGCUAAGCAGCUGCAUAAGUAAAAUAGAGAGCUAUUCGGAUGUGGUACCAGACCAAUCAUCAUCUUCAGUUAAACCAUCCAAUUCAAUGCCACCACUUCCUGCUGGUACCCAGAAUAUUCUGCCAUAUAUAGAAUCUUUCUUUGUAACUUGUGAGAAGUUGCAUCCUGGUCAAUCAGGCACUGCCCAAGAUGUUGGUAUUAAUACUGUAUCUGAUGUUGAUGAGGCUGCUGCAUCAGUUGUUCAGCAGAAGACUUCAGGACCUGCUAUAAAAGUGGAAGAGAAACAUGUUGCUUUUGUUAGGUUCUGUGAUAGGCACCGGAAGCUUUUGAAUGCUUUUGUCAGGCAAAAUCCUGGAUUACUUGAGAAGUCCUUUGCACUCAUGUUGAAGGUUCCUCGGUUCAUUGAUUUUGAUAACAAGCGGUCUCACUUCAGAUCCAAGAUCAAGCAUCAGCAUGAUCACCAUCAUAGUCCUCUGAGGAUAUCUGUAAGAAGAGCAUACAUUCUUGAAGAUUCGUACAACCAGCUGCGUAUGAGAUCUGCCGAAGAUUUGAAGGGUAGAUUGACUGUUCAUUUUCAAGGGGAGGAAGGAAUAGAUGCUGGUGGUCUCACCAGGGAGUGGUAUCAGUUGCUGUCUAGAGUAAUAUUUGACAAGGGGGCAUUAUUGUUCACAACAGUCGGGAAUGAAUCCACAUUUCAGCCAAAUCCCAACUCUGUUUACCAAACAGAGCAUCUUUCAUACUUCAAAUUUGUUGGACGAGUUGUGGGGAAGGCACUAUUUGAUGGACAACUCCUCGAUGUUCACUUCACUCGGUCCUUUUACAAGCAUAUUCUUGGUGUUAAAGUAACUUAUCAUGACAUCGAAGCCAUUGAUCCUGGUUAUUUUAAAAAUUUAAAAUGGAUGCUUGAGAAUGAUAUAAGUGAUGUUUUAGACCUAACAUUCAGCAUUGAUGCUGAUGAGGAAAAGUUGAUUCUGUAUGAACGAGCUCAAGUUACUGACUAUGAACUGAUCCCUGGUGGUCGGAAUAUCAAAGUCACAGAGGAAAACAAGCACCAAUAUGUUGAUUUGGUUGCUGAGCAUCGAUUAACAACUGCCAUUCGUCCCCAGAUAAAUGCAUUUUUGGAGGGUUUCAAUGACCUAAUACACCGUGACUUAAUUUCAAUCUUUAAUGACAAGGAACUGGAACUCCUGAUCAGCGGUCUUCCCGAUAUUGACUUGGAUGAUUUGAGGGCCAAUACAGAGUACUCGGGCUACAGUGCUGCUUCACCCAUCAUUCAAUGGUUCUGGGAUGUGGUUCAAGAAUUUAGCAAGGAGGAUAAGGCUCGCCUUCUACAAUUUGUCACCGGAACCUCAAAGGUGCCUCUGGAAGGAUUCGGUGCACUACAAGGAAUUUCAGGAUCUCAGAAGUUUCAGAUUCACAAGGCGUAUGGCAGUGCCGAUCAUUUACCAUCAGCUCACACAUGUUUCAAUCAAUUGGAUCUACCUGAAUAUCCUUCGAAAGAGCGGCUGGAGGAGAGACUGCUGCUUGCCAUUCAUGAAGGCAGUGAAGGGUUUGGAUUUGGUUAAACGGCGCCAUCCAUGGUAUCGUAUCGAUCUUUUAAGUAUAAAAAUAGAAAGAAACUUCUGGCUGUGUAUAGAUGACAUGAUAUAUAUAAUUAUAUAUAUAUUUCAUGUGCAGACGAAGAGAUUAUUGAUUUGGAAGAAUUUGUUUCUGCCUAUGA